Acaromyces ingoldii is the source of this 994-nucleotide messenger RNA. RefSeq lists its product as hypothetical. Gene Ontology annotation, molecular function: K63-linked polyubiquitin modification-dependent protein binding; protein kinase C binding; zinc ion binding. The coding region runs from base 83 to 898 and encodes 271 amino acids. The record is from RefSeq and is a predicted model, not a curated record. Lineage: Eukaryota; Fungi; Basidiomycota; Exobasidiomycetes; Exobasidiales; Cryptobasidiaceae. Gene Ontology annotation, cellular component: aggresome; amphisome. Gene Ontology annotation, biological process: aggrephagy; endosome organization; mitophagy. The transcript is spliced from 3 exons.
CAUAACCAUCUAAUCCUCUCUGCAGGGCGUCAGCGAUACAGUUCAAAGUGGUUUCAAUACCGCAGUCGCAGUCCCGAGUGACAUGGCAGCCGAGACGCUUACGCGAGGAGCGGGCGUCGUUCUCGAAGCCCUCGUUGAGAGCGUAGCGACAGGUGUCGUUGUCUCGGCGGGCAUCCUCGCUGCUCAAGGCACCCAGGUCCUAGCCGAGUCGUCCAUGGACUGGCCCAGGUCGUCACCGUCCAAUGGCUCAAAAAAGGCGGCGCCAGCGAGUAGUGGAAUCACAGUGCGAGCUCGUUGCAGCGAUUGCCAGCAGUCAUUUUCAACCGUGAUGGACAAGAACAUGCCAAGACAGUGCAACGCCUGUCAAUUCCAGCGUCUCAAUGAAAAGAAACAUGCGCUCGCACGGCAGCAAGAAGCGGAAGACCUCGCUCUCCUCCAUCUCGGCAUCUUCUGCGACGAGUGCUGCUCUGCGAUCCUUGGAACCCGCUACGCCUGCACGGAAUGCGAAGACUUUGAUCUGUGCCAAGAGUGCCACGACUCCAACCCAGAAGCUCAAAAGCACGCCGCUCAACACGCUUUUACACAGCUUGUUCCUGGGCAACUGACUAGCGAACUUGUGUUCUUCCACUACAACCUGGUACAGCACGAGCAGGUUUACUGCGACGGUUGCUGCAAGGAUGUAGCGGGUUCCCGUCGGCGGUGCACUGUGUGUCCCUAUUUUGACCUGGUGAGAGGACAGCAUUGCAGAACAAAAGGGCGAGGCCCAUCGCUUAUCUCACAGGGGAGCAGUGCCACGAAUGCUUUCAUGGAAAAAUCGGGCUGGAGCACCCCCAGGAUCAUAUCUUUGAGCAUAUUGCGCUACCGUGACGCGGAGCCAGUCUCGACUCUCGACUGGUGAGGCGACGCUUCAUACCCCGCCAACACUAGACAAUUUUAAUUGCAAUUCUGGGUGUCCGUGUGUUCCUCUUAAAGUUGGCCCUCCCUUCUGUGCGCA